Molecule: messenger RNA, 360 nt
Organism: Ixodes scapularis (black-legged tick)
Lineage: Eukaryota; Metazoa; Arthropoda; Arachnida; Ixodida; Ixodidae
Exons: 4
Coding region: 1-360 (119 amino acids)
Source: RefSeq, a predicted model, not a curated record
AUGAUGUCGACUACGAGAAAGUACGUCCCUUUUGUUGUGUUUGCGUCAGUGUUGGCCGCGACCAUGCCAGCCCAAGACUGCGCUCGUGUCACACCUCCAAAAUGUUCUUUGGUCUUCCCAAGCAUUCUGUUUCUCAAUCCAUGCCAAUAUGUCUGCUUUGAGAGACUCCUUCUUCCCAGCAUCUCGGUAAGGACGCAUCCCGACGGCACGUUGUGCACGUCUGCGUUUGGAGUGCUGGAGAUUGGAUCCUGUCGCAACGGAAGCUGCGUUCAGUCCCCAUCGGAAUCGACGGUCCGGCCCGUUCAGCCAACUAACCAGCCACAGACAACAACACCACAUGCCGUGGAGAGGUCGCCUUGA